Messenger RNA from Oxyura jamaicensis (ruddy duck), 2674 nucleotides. It is a transcript of the gene CD80, whose product is annotated as CD80 molecule. The coding region runs from base 288 to 1229 and encodes 313 amino acids. NCBI's taxonomy places the organism in Eukaryota, Metazoa, Chordata, Aves, Anseriformes, Anatidae. Gene Ontology annotation, cellular component: external side of plasma membrane. The record is from RefSeq and is a predicted model, not a curated record. The transcript is spliced from 6 exons. Gene Ontology annotation, biological process: negative regulation of T cell proliferation; cellular response to lipopolysaccharide; immune response.
CGUGAGGCGGCUUAUCAGGCCCAGCGCCUGCGCGCCGCCCGGCCUUCCCCCAGCACCCCGGCGGGGAGACAAAGUCCCUGGGUGAGGCCAGCGGCCACCGGGUGCCCAUGGCCCGGUGCUGAGCCCCUGCCUCCUCCUCCCUGCGGCACCGGGAGGCCUCGCUCGCCCGGCAAAGCCCCACAGCGACGGGGACGGAGCGGGAAGGUGACUUGAGUUGGGGUUUUGGGGAGGCAGCAGGCGUCGGGAGCUCGCGGGUGCUGAGGCUGCCAGCCCAGCGCGACACGAAGAUGGGGAGCCUGGCCGUGAUGGCCGGAUGGCCGCUGAAGAGGUGGCUCGGACUCGUGCUCGUCGUGCUUCACCUUGUUACUUUGGACUGCGCGCUGCCGAAGGAAGUCAAGAGCAAAGUCGGGGAGAAAGUCGGCCUGCCUUGUUGCCACGAAAUUCCCAGCUCGGAAAGCCUGCGCAACUACCGGGUCUACUGGCAGAAGAACACCAAGGAGGUGGUGCUGGCCUACUCGAAGGGGGAGAAGAUCUCAGAUCACGACCAGUACAAGAACCGGACAGAGCUGGACAGCAAGAACCUCACCCUGUGGAUCUCCCCUGUGGAAAUCCUGGACAAUGGCACUUACCAGUGUGUGGUUCAGCACUUCAGAUUUUCACAUGACUUUUCACCCCGCGUUUUGUGUGAUGCGCCCGUGUCCCUCUCUGUUACAGCUGACUUCAGUGAGCCAAACAUAACGUCAAAUGUCAUUAAUACUACUUGUGAAUCAACGGAGAUGGUGGUAACGUGUUCUUCUCAUGGAGGUUUCCCCAAACCCAAAAUCUCUGGAGUCUUCAACAACGGGUCCCUGGUCUGGAAUACCACCUGGGUGUCUGAGUCCAGCCUCAGCCCAUACAAUGUCACUGGGAAACUGCAUCUCAACGUGACCAAGGACAUCAACCUCACUUGCUCCGUUGAAUACAAUGGCUUUGUCAAGUCCACCAGUUUGCUUCUAACAAAAACAAAUGACUGCAUUGCCCCUACCAUGCCUCCAUCCUAUAAUGUCAUUACUGCUACAAGUAUCAUCUUUAUCAUCUUUCUUUUGGCUAUCACCCUAGCAGCAAGAUACUUCCCAAGGCAUGCCUGUUUUCAUUGUUCUAAGAAUCAAGAUUCAAUGGAAGAGGAUGAGAAGGAAAGUAUGAAGCCACCCACGAUCUCUAAAAUGACAUCUGAAACAUCAUCACUAUGACCAGAUCACAUUUGCAGGUUUCUUAUCCUGUGUAUUCUGCACUGCAGCCCCCACCGUUCUCUACAGCAAUGCUUAUUGCGUUGACCCUUUGGCUCUCUGGAAGGGGAUGACAGCAGUAGAAAAAAUUGCUCAAGAAGACGGACAGCAUAAUCUUUUGUGACCGAAUACAAAAACCCACCUACACCACAGAAGCUGUGGGGUGGUCCUGUUACAAUGGGGUCACUGGAAUUCCAGCUGGGAGGACCCCCCAUGUUGCUACAACAGGUAGAAGAAGAAUGCCGUCAGCAUUGUGCUGCUCCAGCAUGCCAGUGCACGAGUUUGGGAUACUCUGACGUUGCCUCUACGAAAAUCAAGGGGCCUGCAGAGACCUAGAAGGUAGCCCCCAUCCACCUGCCCCUUUAGUAAUGCAGAGCUGGCCCCAGACCCCACCACACAAUCUCAAGUCAAGCUGCACCUCCGCGGUGCAACUGAGAGCAGCUACAACUUUUUAUAUUCAGCCUCGCUACGGUAUUUGCCAGUACUGUUCUUUGUGCCAGACGAGUCUGGAUUUAGACUCGACCAUUACGGAUAUGCGAUACGAUAUUCCUUCUUCCCCAAAGAGGCAAUAAUGCACACACUUUUCAAGAAAAAGCACCUCGAGGUGGAAAUAUACACCUCAUGCUUAUUUUCAGCGCUGUGAGACUUUGUAGGGAAUGACAGAUACUGACGGCACACCUAACAGCUAACUAAUAUUGCUUACCUACAGCAGUGGCACAAGUUCUCAUAACCUUUCUCCCCUGAAAGGAUGGCCCUGCCAACCCAGGUACGAAGACACAGCUCCUCCAUUAAAUGACUCGGUUACAGGGGCACAUGGGAUACAGUCCACCCCACUGGUGGUGGUGCACGUUAGCACACGCGUGUGCACACGUAUACAAGCUCUUAUACGCUUGUUUUAUAUGCUUCCUACCUGCACUUGUUGUAAAGCCCAAAUUAAGUGUCUGUAACACUCAGCGGCUAACUUACAUGUACCUACAGGAAUGAAACUUAAGUCAGGGCCUUGCUCCAUAAAUACGGGUCUGCCUGUGUUUGUAUAUUUGCCUAGCAAUAGUUGUUAGGGUAGGGUCUCAAUUUUGGGGGGAGGGGAAGUCUCUCAUAGUGACAUAGGGAUUUACUUUGCUUUGAAUGCUGCUGCUUUCUGUCAGCGUUCUCUCUACUCAGCCAGGACUUGAAGGAAGUUCCCUGCAGGAUGCUAACAUGGGAUAGGACUCAUCUGAUCUGGGUGAUAUUCUUGCCUACUGUGUAGGAAAAACAGGUUUCUCAUUUUGAGGGGAAAAGAGGAGAAAACCCCAAGCCCCAGCAAGCUUCCUAAGCAACCAUACAUAGUAACCUAACUCAGAGAACUCAUACUCCUGAGUAUGCAUACUAACUAUGCAUACUAACCUAACUCAUACUCAUACCUGAGUACA